This is a messenger RNA of Tinamus guttatus (white-throated tinamou), 395 nucleotides long. The record is from RefSeq and is a predicted model, not a curated record. Lineage: Eukaryota; Metazoa; Chordata; Aves; Tinamiformes; Tinamidae.
AUGGCCCCGGGCCCAACCCCACCUGCCAGGGAGAACGUGGAGGUGCUGCCGUCGGGGGAGCGGCAGCAGGCCAACCAGAAGCGCAUCACCACCCCCUACAUGACCAAGUACGAGCGCGCGCGUGUGCUGGGCACGCGGGCGCUCCAGAUCGCGAUGUGUGCCCCUGUGAUGGUGGAGCUGGAGGGGGAGACAGACCCCUUGCUGAUUGCCAUGAAGGAGCUCAAAGCACGCAAGAUCCCCAUAAUCAUCCGCCGAUACCUGCCAGAUGGGAGCUACGAAGACUGGGGUGUGGAUGAAUUAAUUAUCACAGACUGAUCAAAGCUGUUGCUUUUGGUUCUUCCUUCCACAGCAGAUGUUUCUAUUUUUGUUUAUAUUUGUGUAAAUAAAUUGUAAAC